Rubroshorea leprosula is the source of this 2048-nucleotide messenger RNA. The record is from the annotation of a GenBank genome assembly. NCBI's taxonomy places the organism in Eukaryota, Viridiplantae, Streptophyta, Magnoliopsida, Malvales, Dipterocarpaceae.
GUGCAUUUAAGAAUGGAAAUUGACCACGAUCAAACAAACUUGCACAAGUUGGGCAUAUUAAAGCAAGUGCCUUCGGAUUAUUUGAAUACUGCUAACGAGAACAUUUCAACCAGAACUGAAAAUGCCUGCCAUGGAGUUCCAAACAUCCGCAGACGAAGAAGUUGGCAGAUCACAUUCUAAUGGGAAACGUGGUGGUUGGAUCACCUUCCCCUUUAUUGCAGGAACCUUAAUGGGAUUGCUGCUUGCUGGUAAUGGAUUUAUGACGAACCUGAUUGUGUAUCUGAUUGAGGAGUUCAACGUCAAGAGCAUUGAUGCUACUCAGAUUACAAAUAUUCUUAAUGGUUCAGUCUGUAUCCUACCAAUCAUUGCAGCAAUUCUUGCUGACUCUUUUUUAGGCAACUUCUCUGUUGUUGCAAUUUCUUCCUUUUUCUCUUUGCUGGGAGUGGUUCUCCUGACCUUAACAGCAUCUAUUAACUCCUUGAGGCCUCACUGUGAGACUGGAUCAAGCUUCUGCCAAGCUCCAUCAAGAGUUCAAUUUGCAGUGCUAUAUGCAGCUAUAGCCUUAGCAACUAUUGGCCAAGGGGCAAUGAGAUUUACUCUAGCAACUUUGGGAGCAAAUCAAUUUGACAAGCCUCAACAUCAGGGUGUUUAUUUUAACUGGUUUUUCUGCAUCUUUUUUGCAUCUGGGAUAAUAAGCUCCACAAUAAUUGUGUAUGUUGAGGACAGUAUCAGCUGGGGUCUGGGGUUUGGGAUCUGUGCUGCUUCUAAUUUUGUUGGUUUAGUUAUUUUCUUGAUGGGAAACCGAUUCUAUAAACAUGACAAGCCUCAGGGGAGCCCAUACACGAGCUUAGCUCGUGUCAUUGUUGCUGCUAUACAGAAGAGGAAUAUCCCAUUAUCAUCCGUAAGUGAGGAUUAUUACCAUGAAAAAGAUGAAAGGAGCCAAACCAUGGGUGCAACACCUCCUCGGAGCUUAAGGUUCUUGAACCGAGCAGCACUGAAAACUGAUGAAGAUAUUAAAUCAGAUGGCUCAAUUGUGAAAUCAUGGAGGCUAUGCACAGUUGAGGAGGUGGAAAACCUGAAAGCUUUGCUUAGAAUUUUCCCACUUUGGUCAAGCACAUUAUUCUUAUCCACCCCAUUAGCCAUUCUGCUCAGCAUGACAGUUCUCCAAGCUCUAGCCAUGGAUCGUCGGCUUGGUUCUAAUUUUAAAAUCCCAGCUGGAUCAACGGUUGUUGUGGCAUUAAUCUCCAACUGCAUCUUUCUUUCAAUCUUUGAUAAAUUCUUUCUCCCUACCUGGAAGAAAUUGGCUCGUAGGUCUCUGACACCUCUCCAGCGAAUUGGAGUCGGUCAUGUUUUAAAUGUGCUAAGCCUAGCCAUAGCAGCCUUGGUGGAGUCAAGAAGGUUGAAAAUAGCCAAUGCCAAGCACAUUCAAGCACAGCCUGGUGCCAUAGUCCCCAUGCCUGUUCUCUGGUUGUUUCCACAAUUUGUUGUUAGCGGCCUUGCAGAUGUUUUCUAUUUCCCAGGACAAGUCACAUUGUACUAUCAAGAAUUUCCAGUUUCUCUCCGAAGCACAGCAACUGCCAUGAUAUCUUUGAUACUAGCGAUUGCUUACUAUGUGAGCACUGCUUUGGUGGACCUGAUCAGGAAUGUUACAGGUUGGUUACCUAAUAAUAUAAACGAGGGGAGGCUGGAUAAGGUAUACUGGACUCUAUGUAUGAUCGGUUCGUUGAACUUUGGCUACUAUUUGGUGUGCUCUUGGUUGUACAGGUACAGAAAUAUUGAAGAGGAAAUGGCUCGACCUGUAAACGAGGACAAUGAAGAAACAAAGCAAGAAGGUUGAAACAUACUUUUUGGCCUUCAAGAAGCCCAUCAAAAUGCAUUAUGAUUCAUGAAUCAAAGAAUAGUUAUUAAACCAUCUCCAUUCAGCCUGGUUCGUGCAUGAUUGCAAAACCUCUCAAAGUAGAUCAGCACCCUUUUGUUAUUGGAUCAAGCCAUCAUUAGCAGGGAAGCUUUGUAUUUUAGUUUUACUUUAAUCAAAUCUUAUAAUCACA